Molecule: messenger RNA, 506 nt
Organism: Aplosporella prunicola CBS 121167
Lineage: Eukaryota; Fungi; Ascomycota; Dothideomycetes; Botryosphaeriales; Aplosporellaceae
Exons: 1
Coding region: 91-345 (84 amino acids)
Source: RefSeq, a predicted model, not a curated record
GGCCUGCUCCGCAGUGCGGUGCACCCCCCCUCCCUCGCAAAAUGGGAUCUGCAUUUGGACCAGUCGUCAAAGUCACUGUUAGCCCCGCGGAUGCUCGCCACUCACGAUCUUAGACGGGAAUGGGGGCGGGAAUGGCGCCGAUCAAUGCAGGGACAUGCUGGUGCUCUUGGUUGGUGCGCGGACUGCGAGCGCAAGAGCGGAGCCUUGGACUUGCUUUUUUUUUCGCCCUCAACCUUGCCUGCUUACCAGGCUCAUUUCCUGGCUGGCUUGAGCUUCGCAGCUUGUUGGGGCACGCCUCACUUCGAGGGUGAGGGAAAAAACGAAGAAGAUCACCCCAGCGAUUAAUAAAAACAAAAAUAGAAGGAAAAAAAAAAAGCAACCAGAGUUUCACUGCCGAAGCGCCUGGAUGUCGAGAAGAGAAUAGAUCUCAAUAUUCCCGGCGUGACAAGUGGGCCGCGCAGGCAAAAUUCUGCGGCCGUUGCUCGGGCUAGCGACAGGCUUCCCUC